Entamoeba invadens IP1 is the source of this 1893-nucleotide messenger RNA. RefSeq lists its product as hypothetical. The record is from RefSeq and is a predicted model, not a curated record. NCBI's taxonomy places the organism in Eukaryota, Evosea, Mastigamoebida, Endamoebidae. The transcript has 2 exons. The coding region runs from base 1 to 1893 and encodes 630 amino acids.
AUGAAUGUGGUCUUGUACAUGAACACAUUUAAUUCACUCUCAACUUUUUCGUGUAUAAACACCAAAUGUCAGUCAGUCCUCAAUCGAAUGCAAACAAAUCCGUUACUUUCCGACAAAUUUUCAUACGACACAACGUAUGAAAAGUCGUUGCGUCGUAUGAAUCAAUUAAAAAUUAAAAGUCCACAACGUAACAUAAUGGACUACUUAUCACGAAUAAUAAAAUUAUUUCCAAAUAUUCAAACAUUGUACCUCCCAUCUUAUAAAUGUAUAAUUCCACAGCUAUCUAAAUUCAACAUUUCGUUCAUUAAAGUGAAGUCGUUUUAUGAUGAAAAAGAUGUAAUACCAAAUGAAGGGUAUGAAGGCACCUAUAUUACAAGACAUGUGAGUUUUGUUUCAUUUGAGAAUUUUGGAACAACUUCCAGACGAUUUUUGAGAAACGCAAAAUAUUUCACGUCUUGUACUGAGAUAACAAUAACAGACGAUGUGUCAUUAACUAGAGAUGUAUAUGGCAACAAAAUCAAAAAAGAAAUAACAAAGGAAACACAAACAAAUAUUAAACAAAUGUGGGACGUUUUAGUGAACAAUCGGAGUGUGUUGUGGAGUUUUCGUAUUUUACGAAAAGUCCGAAUUAUUUUAAGAGACGAAACUCACAUUCAGAAAAUAAGCGAAUUUACAAAGGGAGCUCCAAAUCUUAAUUUUUGUUUUUAUAUUAAACACAUAAGUUCAAUAACUAACAAAGUAACAGAAGACGUUGUUAAACAACUUAAAAAGUGUGGAAAUGUCAUAUUUCGAACAAUAGAUGUUUUUCAAGAGUACAUUGAAUCAAAUAAUAUGUUACAACUGCCUGUCACAUUUGUGAACAUAUCAAAAACAAUUGAAAUAUCUGAGAAUUUGAUCUCCAAUCUUAUUGUGUUCAUUCAAAUGUAUGCGUUUGAGUUCGAUGAAGUUCGUCUGAGUAUAAAAGAACAUGAAGAAGUCGAUAUGUCACAAAUUGACUGCAAAAAGCUUGUUUUAGUCAAUGAUACUAAACGCAGAGUAACACUGAAAAUAUCACCAAAAACACGUGUUGUUGUAUGUGAUGAAAAUGACCAAUACGCACUUUGUUGCUCAAAAGAUGUCACAAUUACUCUUCAACAACACUUUGAGCCACAAUUUCUGGAUAAAGUGACCGAUCCGGAUUUUUUUGCAUAUUCAGAUAGCCAAGAUGAUGACUCUGAAAACUCUGAAAAUGGUAAUAUGGAAUAUGCGGACCCCAAAGUACUUGAACAUUUACAGUUUGUAAAGAAUGUGUUUAUUCAAAUGGAAGUCUUGGAAUUCAUUGAGAGUCCUAUUGACGCUUCACGUUGUUUUAAAGUUACUCAAAGACCUUCAAAUGUACCACAAACAAUUGACUAUCAAAAUUUCUUGAUGUUAAAAUAUAGCAGACAAAAGGAUAACCAAUACAUCCCAAGUAGAAAUUUGCAACUAUUGGUUAAUUGCUCAAUUAAUUUGAUUUCGCUGGAACUGGAAAAGAUCGGUGGUGAUAGUGUCACUACCAAACAAAAUGUCGAUUUAAGCAAAUUUCAAUUACAAGAACUUCAUUUGACAAGAUGCAAAAAUUGCAUCUUUCAUCUACCAAGUACAUUGACAAAACUUUCAUUAUAUGAUGUGUGUGAUUCGUGUUACAGUAGUAAGGAGACUAUCUACCUCAAGUCGUUUUCAAUGAAUUUUGUGGAGGAUUAUCAUUUAGACUCAAAAUAUCUUUAUAACAAUCAGAACAUAGUGAUUGACUACCCAAUUCAAUUAGACGAAUGUGAGGUAUACCCUGACGAAAAUAUUUACAACAACACAACUAACAAUUAUUUAUUAUUAUUUAUUAUUAUUAUUAUUUACAUCAACACCAAUGGGAUGUAA